AUGGCGCUGCUGUGUGGUUCAACUUCUGUGACUCCCUUACUCUCCCACAAGAAUGCUGUGGCAACCUCAACAAAAUCUUCCUCUGUUGCCUUCCAAUUUUCACUUCCAAAUCUUACAUUAUCUUCUUCUGUUCGAACCCUUUUACCCCCAAUUUCCCGUGUCCGUUGUCAACAGGACUCUACUACUACUGCCCCUCCCACGGAAGACCCGCGCUUCGCCUGCGUUGAGCCCGAACCCCGAUUCAAAGGCCCGGACAUUUGGAAUAAGAGUUGGUAUCCAAAAGCUGCAGAUCAUGUGAAUACAGAGAAAACAUGGUAUGUUGUUGAUGCUACAGAUAAAGUUCUUGGAAGAUUAGCAUCAACCAUUGCUAUUCACAUCCGAGGGAAAAACUUAGCAACCUAUACACCCAGUGUGGACAUGGGUGCAUUUGUAAUUGUGGUAAAUGCAGAAAAGAUUGCUGUGUCUGGGAAAAAGAGAACCCAAAAGCUUUAUAGAAGACACUCUGGACGACCGGGUGGUAUGACAGUGGAGACAUUUGCUCAGCUGCAAAACAGAAUACCUGAAAGAAUUAUUGAACAUGCUGUUCGUGGCAUGCUUCCAAAAGGGAGGCUUGGCAGGAGACUAUUCACCCACCUGAAGGUUUACAAGGGCCCAGAUCAUCCACAUGCGGCACAGAAGCCCAUUGACUUGCCAAUAAGGGAUAAGAGAAUACAAUUCCAGAAAUAG
Sphenostylis stenocarpa is the source of this 726-nucleotide messenger RNA. Lineage: Eukaryota; Viridiplantae; Streptophyta; Magnoliopsida; Fabales; Fabaceae. The record is from the annotation of a GenBank genome assembly.